This is a messenger RNA of Pundamilia nyererei, 1631 nucleotides long. It is a transcript of the gene snx21, whose product is annotated as sorting nexin family member 21. Gene Ontology annotation, cellular component: early endosome membrane. Bases 210 to 1520 code for a protein of 436 amino acids. The record is from RefSeq and is a predicted model, not a curated record. The transcript has 6 exons. Lineage: Eukaryota; Metazoa; Chordata; Actinopteri; Cichliformes; Cichlidae. Gene Ontology annotation, molecular function: phosphatidylinositol phosphate binding. Gene Ontology annotation, biological process: protein transport.
CCUGUAGGCUGCGGCGGGUGGACAGCCCCAGGAAUAAGGAUACAGCUAGUUAGCUGUGUGCGUGUGCGGAGCCCACAAACCCCGACAGGAUCGUGCGGCUCCCAGAUCCCGACCCGCUGGGCUUCAAACUUUAUUCUGGAGGAGCUGGUAUGGAGUAAAAGGAGCGGAGGGAGUGCGGGCUCCUCCCCCUGUGGUGGCCUGGCAACAUCAUGGCGUCUCGGCUGUUGGACCGCCUGAAGCGCUCGCUGUUUAAAGAUGGUCAGGGGCUGGAACCUGAGCAGGAAGAAGGUGGCGGGCCGGAAGAGGAGGCGUUCAAGCAGGAUCACUGGGAGGACGAGCUGGCGGAGGAUGAGGAGUGUGUAACCGAUCGGCUCGGAGGGAUGCUGUGCUUCGACGGCACAGACGGCGGUCUGGAGGACGGAGCCGAGGGUGAAGGGUCAGGACAGGACAGCGACUCUGACUUCCUGGGAGAGUCGAUGGAGGAUGGUCCCAGCAGCAUGGACACCAGUCCUGUGGGUAUUUCCCCAGUGGGCCACUCCUCCUCUUCCUCCUCCUCCCUGCUGACUCGGCAGCUUCAGGAGAGCUGGAGGGGUUUGCGCGGACUCAGUGGAGGAAGCUCUGUGUCCUCUGUGAGAUGGCAGACGGACAGCGUGUUGUUUGAGGUGACCGACGCCAGCGUGGUGCAGGACGGCUCCUCAAAAUAUGUGCUGUACACGAUCCAUGUGAUCCAGUCUGGCGCGAGCGAUAAGAUUCCUGCCAUCAUCACGCGUCGGUACUCUGACUUUCGGCGCCUCCAUGCCACUCUUCGCCGUAAACACGGCGAGCACAUGGAGCGUUUCUGUUUCCCACGAAGAAAACUCAGGAGGAACUUCACAGCAGAGACGAUCGCUAAGCGGAGCCGGGCGUUUGAACAGUACCUGUCUCACCUGUGUUCCCUGCAUGCCCUGCGGGGGGCGCUGUGUGUCCGUCAGUUCUUCUACUUAACCGACUUGGAGACUGGACAGCUGCUCAUCAGGGCGGGACGUUACCAGGAUGCCUUGGGUCCUCUGCUCAAUGCCAAGAGACUGCAGCAGAAACUGGGAUGGGCAAGUUACUAUGACAACCAGACUCAGGCCCCUCCUCCAACCUCCUCCCAUUGGUUCUUCACCCUGGUGGGACUGUCGAGCUGUUUCCAGCAGGUGGACCAGCUGGAGGAGGCUCGAGAUCACUGUGACCACGCCCUGCGUGUUCUCACCCCCACAGAAACUCAGACUAACACAGAGGAUAAGCCCCUCCCACCUGACAAUAAGCCCUUCCAACCGUCGGAGACAUCGCGUCUGGACGACGACAGGCCACACCCCUUGCUGUUGCCGCUGUUACGAGUGAUGGUUCGGCUGUCGUGGCAGACGGGAAAAGACAAGCGACAGUGGGAGGAGCUUCUGCAGCAUCUGGAGGAGCGGUGGGUGGGGCUAGACAAUCAUCCAACCAUCAAAGAAUUUCUGGUUAAACACAACCUGCAGGAUGGCGAGGGUGAGGGCUAAAGAGCGCGCACGCUGCAGAGGGCAAUCAGUACGGUACGGGUCGAGUGUUAGAGCCACUGCAGGGGAAACAAAGCCGAGAUUUUCAAAAUAAAAUCUGAAUGUUUUGAGUAA